Penicillium canariense is the source of this 1026-nucleotide messenger RNA. RefSeq names its product glycoside hydrolase family 16 protein. The record is from RefSeq and is a predicted model, not a curated record. NCBI's taxonomy places the organism in Eukaryota, Fungi, Ascomycota, Eurotiomycetes, Eurotiales, Aspergillaceae. The transcript has 3 exons. Gene Ontology annotation, biological process: glucan catabolic process. The coding region runs from base 1 to 1026 and encodes 341 amino acids. Gene Ontology annotation, molecular function: hydrolase activity, hydrolyzing O-glycosyl compounds.
AUGCAGCGAUCCCAGCCGCGGGGCUAUUCUCUGCACCAAAGGCCCACCGCCUCCCCCACACUACUCACUGCGAUUGUACUUGCGACUAUCAUCUCCAAGUUUGCCCAGGUUGUCAAAGCCAACCCAAACUAUUCCCCGCUAGGUUAUCAGUUACUCGAUACAUACGAGGGCACGUCGAUCUUUGAUCAGUUUUACUACUUCUCGGAUGAGGAUCCAACGAAGGGUUUCGUGAGAUAUGCUACCAAAGAGACCGCCCAAGAUCUCAAUCUCACCUCCACUACCGACACAACCGCCAUCUUGCGCGUGGACUCAUCAACACCCGCUACGGCUGGAGGUCGUCACUCGGUGCGGAUUGAGUCAAAAAACAGAUAUGACUCCGGCCUCUUUAUCUUCGAUAUCAUCCACACGCCGGUGGGCUGCGGCACAUGGCCGGCCCUCUGGUUAACAGACGGCCCUAAGUGGCCUAGCAACGGCGAAAUCGACAUCCUCGAGUCCCAUAAUCACGGCUCGCAUGGUAAUGAGAUGUCUCUGCAUACCACCGCCGGCUGCAGCAUGGAUGUCGCGCGCAUGCACAGUGGGACGACCCUCUCGGAUACGUGCGAUAUCAGCUCUACCGCAAAUGCAGGUUGUACUGUUGUGGGUGGCCCAGCUACCUAUGGAGAGGCCUUCAACAGCAAUGGUGGCGGAAUAUAUACGCUGGAACUUCGCGAUGCAGGAAUCCGAAUAUGGUUUUUCCCACGCUCCUUGGCUCCAUCGGACCUAAACAACGCAUCGCCCGACCCUUCAACCUGGGGCACCCCGCUGGCGGACUUCCCCAGUACAAACUGCGACAUCGCGUCACACUUUCGCAACUUGAGCAUCAUCGCUAACAUAGAUCUCUGUGGUGAACUGGGCGCGCUGCCACGGCACUAUACCGAAAUGUAUAACUGCCCGGGUUCCUGUCCUGAUUUUGUGGCCAAUAACCCGUCGAGUUUUGAGGAGGCCUAUUGGGAAUUUGGGAGUAUCAAGGUUUACAAGGCCUUGUAA